AUGAGUGAAAAAAUAAUUCACAGUUUCGAAGGUAUUUGUCCAUUAACACAUUAUGGAAUAUAUGGCAUUAAGAAAAAUUUUAAUAUGCCAAAUUUUCCUUGUUCUGAUAAAACAGAACAUAUCUCACUUAAAAAACAUCUUAUGUAUAAACAUAAUCUAUCUAAUACUGCUGCAAAUAAAAUCGUACUCGAUCGUAUGAAUACAAUAAAUGUAAAUCGUAAAAGAAAAUCUCUAUUAACAUUUAAUAGUACACAAGAAUUAUUUUCACAUUCAGUUCAUUGGCAUAAAGGUCAAUGUCCAUUUUCAUAUGGUUUUAAUAAUGUUUAUAAUUUAACAUGUGUAAAUCAUAAUAUAAAAAAUUUUGAUUGUCGUCAUAGAAAACAAUGUUUAUUAUUAUCACAUUUACGUGUAUCACAUAAUUUAAAUAUAAAAUCAGCUAAAAAAAUUGUUAAAGCAAUUAUGUCAUCAUCAAUUGAAAGUAAACAAAAAUCAUCUAUUGAAAAUGAUAUUCGAGAAAUAAUUUUAUUUCAAAAAGAUGAUAUUGUAACAAAUACAAAUCCAAAUAUUUAUAAUGAUGAUCGAAGAUUUCGACAUUAUUGUCCAUUAACAAAAAAUGAAUUUAUUCAUGAGCAACCAUUAUUUAAUAUACCUUGUACUAAAAUAAAUGAAAAAUUUCUUCUAUUCGCACAUCUUCAACAUUAUCAUCAAAUGAGUGGUGAACGUGCUCUUCGUCUAAUUCGAGCCAUUCGUACUGGUACUGAAUCAACAGUAAUCAAUGAUUUAUUUCAAAACAAUACCAAUAAUCAAUCCACCUCUUCAACAAUAUCAACUAAUUCUUCAAAAUCAAAGGCUACAACAGUAGCCGAUGAAAUUGAUAUUGUUCCUUAUAAAUGUACAUGUCCUUAUUCAAAUAGUUCAAAUGAUGGUAAUUCAAAUAUGUUAGAAAAUCAUUUAAAAAAAUUAACAAAAUUUGUUAAAAAUACUCCAUGUGAUCGUCCUUGUCCAGUUAAUCUUUAUCGACAUCUUCGAAAUUAUCAUAAAGUUGAUUUACAACAUGCCAAAGAUAUCACACGAACAAUUAUGUUAUGUAAAACAGUAAAAUCUGAUGUUUUAAAACAAGGCAAUAUAAAUGAAGUUGCAACAUCAGUUAAAAAACGGAUGAAAUUACCAAAAUCAACAAAUGAUAGUGAAACCACAAUACCUUUAGUUCAUGUGGAUUUGAAUAGUGCCAAAUCUGAAGGAAAAAAUGAAGCAAUUGAUUUUUUAAUUGGAAACGAAAACCCGGAUGAAUGGGAUCCAUCAAUGAUUUAUGAUAGUGAAUCACUUUUUCUUUCAUUUGACGAAGAAAGAAUAUGUGAUAGUGACAUCGAAGGAAACAUUUAA
Rotaria sp. Silwood1 is the source of this 1383-nucleotide messenger RNA. NCBI's taxonomy places the organism in Eukaryota, Metazoa, Rotifera, Eurotatoria, Philodinida, Philodinidae. The record is from the annotation of a GenBank genome assembly.